AUGGACAAGGGUGUCUGCCUGCUGCUGAGCAAGGGACAUUCUGGUUAGAGACCCAGGAGAACUGGAGAAGGAAAGGGCAGAUCUGUUCUGGGUUGCACUGUGAAUGCCAAUCUGAGUGUUCUCCAUUUGCUUAUUGUGAAGGAUGUUCCCGGACUGACUGACACCACGAUGCAUCAAUGCCCAGGGCCCAAAAGAGCUGGCAGAAUCCACAAACUUCUCAAUGUCUCCAAAGAUGCUGCCCAUCAGUAUGUUGUGAGAAAGCCUGGAAACAAAGCGAGAAGCCCAAGACCAGCACCCAGGAGUCAGUGGCUUGUUACUGCACACGUCCUACAACACAAACGUGGGCGUGCUGCUCUGAAGAAACAGCGUACUAAGAAAAACAAGCAAGAGGCUGCAGAUGUUGCUAAACUUUUGGCCAAGAGAAUGAAGGAGGUAAAGAAAAAAAAAUGCAAGAAACAGAUUGCCAAGAAACAGAGGCUGUCCUCUCUGAGAGCUUCUACCUCUAAGUUUGAGUCCAGUCAAAAAAGAAGGUUUUCCAAGACAUGCGAGUUGGGGAGAGUAGAGAAACCUGACAAACACUCCCUCAGCCAGGUGGUCAAAGUCAAGGUCAACAGUGGAAAAAAAUGGAAAGGCCUGAGUCUGGACGGACCGCAGGGCGGAAGCCCGGGGAGCAGGGUCGCUCCUCCGCCCCAUCUCCGGCCUCCGCGGCGGGGGGCUGCGUCCCGACACCCACGUGGGAAAAAGAGGCAGGGGCUUGACUGCCCCGCUCUCCGCGACGGGAAGGGACGUUCAGCUCCAGCCACCCUUCCGUCGCAUUCGAGAGACCUCCCGGACUUGGCUGGGCGCCGGAACCCGAGACGCUUCUACCCCUCAACAGCCUGCGGGGAGCGAGCGUCGGAACACUGCCUGGCAAGACUGAGCAUGCGUGGAACGCGCCAGGCGUCCCGUCCAGAGAGGUUAGAGGUCGCGGGGAAUGCCCAGGGUCGGCAUGCCAGAGGCCUCCGCUGGCAUCGUGGCUCCACGGGCUGUUGGGGCGGCACUGGUCACGUGUGCGGCUCCCGGUGA
This is a messenger RNA of Galeopterus variegatus (Sunda flying lemur), 1065 nucleotides long. Its product is annotated as 40S ribosomal protein S6-like. The record is from RefSeq and is a predicted model, not a curated record. Gene Ontology annotation, biological process: translation. Gene Ontology annotation, cellular component: ribosome. Gene Ontology annotation, molecular function: structural constituent of ribosome. NCBI's taxonomy places the organism in Eukaryota, Metazoa, Chordata, Mammalia, Dermoptera, Cynocephalidae.